Amphiprion ocellaris (clown anemonefish) is the source of this 7972-nucleotide messenger RNA. RefSeq names its product toll-like receptor 13. The record is from RefSeq and is a predicted model, not a curated record. Gene Ontology annotation, cellular component: membrane. Lineage: Eukaryota; Metazoa; Chordata; Actinopteri; Pomacentridae. The coding region runs from base 2532 to 5378 and encodes 948 amino acids. Gene Ontology annotation, molecular function: protein binding; transmembrane signaling receptor activity. Gene Ontology annotation, biological process: inflammatory response; toll-like receptor signaling pathway; immune response. The transcript has 5 exons.
UAUUCUUGGACAAAUGUGGCAUUUAGAAGUUGGUGACACAUUAAAAGCUUUUCCUCAAUUACAGGAAGAGUGUUUUUUCCCUCUGUGAUUAGUCAGCUGACAGAAAAAUGAUAAUUUCAAUCAGUUUUCAAACAAAAAAGUCAAAAAUUCUGAGCUUUUCGGGUUGCAGCUUCUCUGAUGUUUGUCAUUGUCACUUUAGGUGUUAAAAUUUGGGUUUAAAAAACCUCUUAAAGAUGAUGCUUGUGAUUACUGCAAAUUUGUGAUUAAGAAACACAAUUGAGAGACCCCUAAACAAAUCUAAAAUUAAAUGUGAAGUGAGCUGUAAAGCAAAUAAAAAUUUGUAAAAUGCAAAACACAAAAUCACUAAAACAUUUAAGGAAAUCAGUUACAAUGAGAGGUAAAACAACCAAAAAGACAAAAAGACCUAAAAUAAAACAAUAAAUCUAUAUAAAUGAAGGUAAGCUGAUCUAUAAAGGGCAGGAAAACCACUAAAAAUACAUAAAAUAAUGAAAGAAACAUGGAGCAAAACGCAAAAUGACAAAAAAUGUAAGUCAACUGACGAAAAACAUGGAUUGACAAAAAAUUGCAUAUUUUGAAAGACGACAACAAAUCACAAAAUCACAAAAAAAUUACGUAAAUGACUCCAAAGACACUUAAAACAACUAAAAAACUAAAUGACAAGAAAUAUAGACUCCCAUAAUCACACAACAAUAGUAAAUGACUAAAAAAAAUUUUAAAAAAAACAUAGAAUGACUUAAAAAAAAGAAGAAACAGACUCAUAAUAUAAAAAUAUAGGUAAACUAACUAAAAAGAGACACAAUGCAUUAAAUGAUUAAACAAAAAAGAAAUAAGAACUCUCAAAAUAAAAUACUAAAAUGAGCAAAAUAAUUAAAAAGAGACACAGAGCAACUAAAAAUACAUAAAAUAACAAAAAACUAAUAAAACUAGAAACAAAAACUCUCAAAAUCACUAAAAAAAAAUGUGCAUAAACCAAGUAAAGACAUGUAAAACAAAAUGACUAAAAACAAACAAGAAUCAAAGGCUCUUAAAAUAAAAUUUCAGAAAAAUGCAGUAACUUAAGAGGUGAAAAACAAAUAAAAAUACACAAAGUAACACAAAGAAACAAGAAACAAAUACCCUCAAAAUCAUAUUUUACUCAUGUAAGUAAAGUGCUAGAGAUGUAGAGCAACUAAAAAUACAUAAAAUAGCCAAAGAAACUAGCUAAAAAGAUACUCAAAAUCACUUAAAUCUUAACUAAAGAGAUGUUAAAAAUCUAAAAAAAAAAAAAAUCUAAAUGACUAUUAUGACUGACAAAACAAAAAGACUCCCAAAAUCACAAAAAAUAUGGGUAAAUUUACUAGAAAUAGACACAGAGCAAGUAAAAUAAAUAUAAAAUAACCAAAGAAACUAGAAACAAAGUCAAAAUCAUUGAAAAGAAGAGAUAAAAUGACUAAAAAUAGACAUAAUACAACUAAAAAUGCAUGGAAUGACUGAAUUCACAAGAGACAAAGGCUUAAAAAAUGUUUAAAUAAAUUUUUAAAAAACUACAUAAAAUGACUCAAACUAGAAGAAACAAAGAGUCAAAACCACUAAACAUAACUAAAGCUACCAGACAGGUGUAAAAACAAUAAAUAUGCAUAAAAUGACUAACAAAACAAAACAAAACAAAACAAAACAAAACAAAACAGAGACUCUCAAAAUCAUUAAAAAAUAUUGGUAAAAUUACUAGAAAUAUACAUAGAGCAACUAAGACCACAUAAAAUACAUUAAGAAACUAGAAAGUUGCUCAAAACCACAAAAAACAACUAAUGAGGUCUAAAGACAACAAAAAUACAUAAAAUGACAAAAAAACAAGAAACAAAAGUGCUCAGAAUGACUAAAAAUUUACUAGCUGAAAAGAUGUAAAACAAAAAGUGCAAGAAAAUGAUGACAGAAACAGGAAACAAAGACUCAAAAUCACUAAAAUUAGGAUGUAAAAUGACUAAAAAAAGUGACGUAAAACAACUGAACACACCUUAGAUUCUACAAACUUAUGAUUUUCAAAUUUUUACCUAAAUCAUGAUAUAAAACUAAAAGUUUAAAUUCAGUUUCAUUGCAGAACUUAUUUCUCACUGCAUCUUGUUAUUUGUUCUGAUUUGUGUUAUUGUUGAGUGACGUUUAGUCGGUUAUUCUCAGGAGACGCUGAACCGACAUCUGGAGAAUAAUAGCGGUGUCCAUUUUCCCCACUGGGACUGGAAGCCCUGAACGCACCGUGACUCCUUUGAGGCGGCUCCGACUCCUGUCACCUCCUCGUCUCUUUGAACUGCGUUACCCAGAAGCCCCCCGUGGGUGGCCGUGACAGGAAGCCUCAUUUACACGUCCAAACUUAGACUCAAGCAGCAGCGGCGGCUUCAGCGACUCAGACGAAGCAAAGAGGAUGAAAGCUGUGGGAGGACUGAGGGCUAAUUAUCAGCUCUCACUUUAAUGGCGGAGACACAGAAGAAGAAAGGCUGACAGGAAGUGAUCAACAACCUCACAGUGACUCAACAAGCAUGCCCACUAUGGGAGGUCUUAUUGUGUUCCUUGUGUCUUUGCUGCAGCUUAUUAACCCUUCGCUGGCUUAUUCUCUGAAGAACUGCAGCAUUGAUUAUUCUGAUGACCCCUUGGCUGAUGUUUUUGUGAGCUGUUUGAGCCGUAAAUUCGUGACAGUUCCUGCUGACAUCCCCAGAGCUGCCGUCUCAGUGCUGCUCUCAAACAACCACCUGGAGAAGAUCAGCAGAGGAGAUUUUAAUCGCAUGUCAAAGCUGAGAGUUUUACACUUGACGGAUAAUCACAUUGCUCACGUGGAUGAUGGAUCCUUUAUCGAUUUGGUGGUGUUGAGAAAGCUUUACAUGGACCAAAACAAACUCACCAACUUGUCAGCUAGCAUCUUCCAGGGACUGUCCAACCUCACUAUUCUCUCACUCACAAGCAACAAGAUCGAGUUUAUGCAUCCCUCGGCCUUCAGGUUCCUGAGCAGCUUACAGACUCUGCUGCUAGACUCCAACAGUCUCCGACAGAUCAUUGACAUUCACCCUGUCCUGCUGCUGCCACACCUACAUAAUCUAACAAUCGGCGACAACCUGUUUUCCUCUUUUCAAACCAAAGACCUGCCGUUGAACAUGUCCUCUGGCCUGAAGAUGUUGGAUGUUUCCUCCAAACACUUGCAAAAGUUCAGCAUCACUACUCCAAUCUUCCCUCAGAUUCAGGUUAUAAAUUUUUUCCGUUGUGCUAACAACUUGAAAUGGGACAUACCGGACAAAACUUUAGUGAGGAGCAUAACUCAGUUGUAUUUCAAUUCUCCUGGGAUGUCCUUUGUAGAGAUCCAGAAAGUCCUGCAGAGUCUCGACUCGCUGAUGCACCUCAAACUGAAUUACGUGAGCAGGUGGAUUCGGAAAGGUCUGUUAGCUAUGAUCUGCAAAAUACCAAAACUCAGGAAGCUGGAUCUGAGUUACAACCAUCUCCACAACUUUACUGUGAACCUCAUUGCUUGUUCGCAGCUCUCUGAGCUAGACCUGACCAACACUUACCUGACUGAACUACCAAAAGGCUCAGUUGAAUCCAUGAAGCGGCUGACCUCCCUGAUUGUUGGGACCAACUGGCUCACCAAGGUGCCAGAUGACAUUAGGAGCCUUUACUCCCUGGAGAUCCUGGAUCUGAGAGGCAAUCUUAUCUCCGAUUUAAGCUGCGAAGACUUCCUCAACACAACACGCCUCAUGAACCUUUGCCUCAUUGACAAUCGCAUUGCCAAACUGCAGGGGUGUGUCUUUGAACAUCUCAGUGAUCUGAAGGUUUUAGACCUGAGCCAUAACUUGCUGUGGACAUUUGGGGGAACCUUCAAAACAGGCCUUCAGAAGCUUGAGUUCUUGGAUUUGAGCAAAAAUUUUCUAACCAAUCUCCAAAGAGGAGAUUUUCAAGAUUUACGAUCCCUAAAACGUCUGAAUGUGACAUCGGAUUAUAUUUCAAGGGUGAAGCAUAACACAUUUGAUGGACUGAACAACCUCGAAACUCUUCUUCUGUCUCUACCACUCUACUAUGAAAGUAAUUUCAAAGGAUUGCGGCAUUUGGAAAAUCUUACAAUCUACUUUAAAAUUAGAGACACUUUCCAAAAUCCCCCUCCAGCCUGGAAUAAUGAGACCCUCUUCCAUUUAACAUCUAUGAAGGUUUUCAAAGUAGUCUGCAGCGGUGACCACUAUGGCUUACCCUUCGACGUACCAACCGACAUGCUUGAAACGAUGAGACACUUAGAGGACUUUACAGCUAUCAACGUCUAUAUUUCUGCUCCAGAUCCAGAAACCUUCUGGUACAACCCCCGACUCAAGAGUUUAAAGUUGGGUAUGACAGAUUUGUCCAAUCUGGACCCUGGAAUGUUUGACCCAAUCACGAAACUGCAGGCUCUGGAUUUCUCUGAGAGUAACCUUAAAUCUUUGGACUUUCUGGCACAGGCCAACCUUCCCGCCCUCAGAUCUCUGAAACUGAGAGGUAACAAGAUCAUGGUGAUCAAUGAGAUGGUCUUCCAGUCCCUCCCUGCGCUCACAUACUUGGACCUGAACGACAACCCUUUCACCUGUGACUGCUCCAAUGCUGGCUUCAUCCAAUGGGUGAAGAGCAACAACCAAACUCAGGUGGUGAACGCCUAUCAGUACAGGUGCUCCUUCCCAGUAGCCGAACAAGGAAACAUGCUGCUGGACUUUGACAUCCAGACCUGCAGGACGGACAUCAACUUUCUCUGCUUUAUCUCCAGCACUUGUCUGGUUCUUCUGACUCUCCUCAUGUCCUUCAUCUACCACUUUUUGAGGUGGCAGCUGGUCUACACCGUCCACCUCUUCCUGGCCUUCCUGUAUGACAACAGGAAGAGGAAGAAGGGAGCUGCUCAUCACUACGAUGCUUUUGUGUCCUAUAACAUCCACAACGAGGACUGGGUUUUCCAGGAGAUGCUUCCAGUGCUAGAAGGAGAGCAAGGCUGGAGACUCUGUCUGCACCACAGGGACUUCCAACCAGGUAAACCCAUCAUUGAGAACAUCACAGACGCCAUCUACGGCAGCAGGAAGACCAUCUGUGUGAUUAGCCGCCGCUACCUGCAGAGUGAAUGGUGCUCCAGAGAGAUCCAGAUGGCCAGCUUCCGGCUGUUUGACGAGAAGAAGGACGUGUUGAUUCUGCUGUUUCUGGAGGACAUCCCGGCCUGGCAGCUGUCUCCGUACUACCGAAUGAGGAAGCUGGUGAAGAGACGAACUUACCUGAGCUGGCCUCAGGCUGGACAACACCCAGGAGUCUUCUGGCAUAACGUCCGGAGAGCUCUGGAGACAGGAGACGCUCCUGCCGAGAACACCGACCUCCUGACUGGACCGGCAGAACUCUGAGACCGGACCAGCAGGUGAUUUUUAGUAGGACGGCCUGAAGCGAGCGUCCACCUGCAUGUUUUCUUUGGGCCUGUCCUUUAACUUCAUAUGGGCAUUAAUUGUACUUUUCAAAACAUAGCGUAGCCUAGUUUUCUAUGUUGUUAUCUUAAUUAUUAUAGGAAUUAUAUAUUUAUGUAUAUGAAUAUAUACACUGUUGUUCAAAAGUUUGGGGUCACUUAGAAAUGUCCACGCUUGUCAGCCAUCAUUAGGCAGCGUAGACUAGCCCUUGCUGGACAUGUGGUGAGACACAACGAAGCAGCUGGUCAAGCACUGUUAUGAAAACCUGAUACUAUCAGAAGGGCUGGCAGGCCUAGCACAACAUUAAGGAAGGUGCUAGAAGCCACUAGUCUAGAAGGCAAAGAGUGCAAUGUUGGACAGAGGGAGCUGGAGGAAGAACUUUAUUCACGUCAUUGAUUCCAUCAGAUGCAACUCACUUCACUUGAGAAAUGUCCUUAUUUUUGAAAGAGAAGUAGUUUUUUUCAAUGAAGAUAACAUUAAAUUAAUCAAGUCUCAACACUGUUAAUGUGGUAAAUGACUAUUGUAGCUGGAAACAGCUGAUUUUUAAUGGAAUAUCUCCAUAGAGGUACAGAGGAACAUUUCCAGCAACCAUCACUCCUGUGUUCUAAUGCUACAUUGUGUUAGCUAAUGGUGUUGAAAGGCUCAUUGAUGAUUAGAAAACCCUUGUGCAAUUUUGUUAGCACAUGAAUAAAAGUGUGAGUUUUCAUGGAAAACAUGAAUUUGUCUGGAUGACCCCAAACUUUUGAACAGCAGUGUAGUUCUGGGAAUACACUUUACGUGACUUAAGUAAACAAAUCACACUUUUGGCAACAUAUCUCAACAGCUGUGGUGGUAUUUAAAUAUUACAGUUAAAACUGUACAGGAUUUUUAAUCAACCUGACUAAUUUAAAUGUUAAGAUUAGGAACCUACAAUAUUAUACACGGAAAGCUCAGCAAAUCCAAAGAUUCUUUAUAAGCAGCAUUUAAGACACCCAAAUAAACCGGAUGACCAAGGUAAAGCAUAUUGGAUAUUGUUUUUAAACAGGCAGAAUUAUAAUGAAAACUGACUAAGAUCAGCAAGGCAAUAAAAACUAACAGUGGAAGAGACGCAGGCAGCUGUUCCCUUUAUUGUAGAUGGUAUUUUAUAAAAGUUGAAGUAAGUUCUUGUUUCAUCGGCAGUUGGACCAACUUGAGUUUUUUGGUCAGUUGUUCCGUCAGAAUUUAACCCCUGCAGUGAGGAUGAUGUCCCCCACAGAUUGUUUCAAUGUAUACAAGUUGCUCAUUAACCCAAACUGUGAUGUGUAUCAUGCAUAUGAAGCUCUUGGAAUUAUUAGAUUAUCUCUCAAUUCCCCUGCAGUUUUUCUCACAGCUAAGUGUAUCAGUGAGGACAUGAAUUCUCUGAGAUGUUCAAUUUUCCAACAGUCUUUGAACUAAUUAUGUCUGGGGUGCAGUUCGGUUGUUACAGUGAAUUAAAUCUCAUCUUAAAAUUGUAAUAUGUAAUCAAAACCAUUUUUAUUCUACAUACCUCAUCUAAAAAUUUGCCAAAAAUAAACUCUUCGCUCGUACCAGAGUUUGUAAAAGCACAAAAAAUUCUGCACUCCUCGGUGCUACUAUGAAGCCAUUAGUGACUGAACUGCAGCAAACAGACGUGAAAAAAAUUCACCUACUUUUCAGCUUAACUGCGGGUUGUGUUGAAAUAAAAUAUCUCUAGGAUGUAGUGCUGCUUCAUAGAGGACUAAAAAUGAGCCCACAGUGAGCAAAAAAUCUGACGGGAGCAAAAAAUGUUUGGAAUGCAAAGGGUUAAAGCAUUAUGAUUCAUUUUAUUUCAGUUUUAUUUCAACAAGAUCACUAUAACAUGAAAAAAAUGCUUUUCAAAAUAAUGUAUGUAUUUAUUGUCGCACAUUUUCAUGAAAAUAUAUGUAUUAAGUGAUUUCAGCUUUUAACAUGAGUAAAAGUUCAUAUUAUAACAAGAACAAUGAUAAUGAUAACAGCAACAAUAGUAAUAAUAACAAUAAUAAUUACUAUUUUUUUCUAUUUUUUUUUACAAGUAAAGUAAAUAGCAUUUUUCUUUGUUACAUUACUAAGUGCUUAAUUGUUUUUAUUUUAUUUUUUAAAGGCAGAUACAGUAAAAGAAAAAAUAAAGCCAAAAGACAUGAGGAUUGGAAAACAGUAAAAUUAAUCAGAUCAAAUAAUUAGGAUUUUUUUUCAAAAGCAUAGUAAAAAUUCAAUUUAAAAAAUAUUUUAGGAUAGGCUUUAUCUUUUAUUUUAAAUAAAUUACGAUGAAGUGUGUUCACUGAAAAUAUUUAACCUGCUGCUUUGUGUGCAUUAGUGUGCUAAACUGUGUAAUAACUAUUGCUAUACUUAAUAAAGUAGUGCUGCUGCUGUUUGUAACAAUUCUUAUAAAUUAAUUAGUUUAAUGAAAUAUUAAAUAAGCCGUAUUAAAUCAUGACUCAUUUGCUUAUUCUAGUGGAUUAUUUAAUUGUAAUUAUUCCAAGAGCUCAUGUGUUUAUUGUAUUUUUUAGUUAAUUAAAUGCAAAUGAACUGUUGUGUGUAACUUU